Zingiber officinale is the source of this 3203-nucleotide messenger RNA. Its product is annotated as protein FAR1-RELATED SEQUENCE 5-like. NCBI's taxonomy places the organism in Eukaryota, Viridiplantae, Streptophyta, Magnoliopsida, Zingiberales, Zingiberaceae. The record is from RefSeq and is a predicted model, not a curated record. Gene Ontology annotation, biological process: regulation of DNA-templated transcription. The transcript has 5 exons. Gene Ontology annotation, molecular function: zinc ion binding. Bases 282 to 2771 code for a protein of 829 amino acids.
AAUCCACGUGGCUUGCGAUGCGCCGCAUUCCGAUGCGAGGAGGCGACACUUCGCACGCGUCCUGAGGCAGGGUAAGCUAGCACCAAAUGCUGCGUCGGUCGCAGCAACCUCCGAUCAAUCCAGCGCCGGCGCCGACGAUCCCGCUCGGUCGUCCAUCUCCCUUUGUACCUUCCCCGACCCUAAUCCGGUCUCCCCUCUUGCGGCUCGAGGCGGUGGCGAUCGCCGGGUUCUUAUCUAUGUAUCUGAUCCACAGCUAGAUUCGAAUAGUGUGUUCCUCUCAAAUGAUGGAUCAUGUAAAGCAAGCAGAACAUGCUAGAGAAGAGGAUAAAUCUGCAAAUGGAUUCACUAGAGAUGAUGAUAUUGUUGCAGAUGAUGAGCUUCAUAACAGUAAAGCCCCACAUGAGGUGAUUAGGAAAGAAAAGGAGCAAUUAGGUGAAAUUAUCUCAAAAGAUAAAUUGGAGCCAAGAGUGGGAAUGGAGUUUGAUGAUGAUGAGCUAGCAUACCAGUUUUAUAAUGAAUAUGCAAGACGGGUUGGGUUUAGUAUUCGGAAGCAACAUUUGACCAAAAACAAAUGUGGUCAGGUUACAUUUCGCAGAUUUGUUUGCUACAGAGAAGGUUAUUACAGAAACCGUCCCUUUGAUAAAGAUGCGAAGAUUCUGAGAACAGAUGGAAGAACUGGUUGCAAUGCACACAUAGGUAUCAAACGCUUAAAAAGUGGAAAAUUUUGUGUCCACCGUUUUGAGCCAGAGCACAAUCAUGAACUUGCAUCAUCCAAAAAGGUUCACUUGCUAAGAUCACAAAGGCAGGCAGAUGAGUCUCAAAAUUCCCGAGCACAUUCUGCAAUCCUGACUGGAAUUUCACCCAAGCCAACUCUAGAUCUGUUAUCUAACAAUGUUGGACCUACUCAACCCAAAAAUUACUUUAAUGGGUUCCGUCAACACGAAAUGAAGUUAGGAGAUGCAGGAGCAAUAAUGCACUAUUUACAGAAGAAGGCUGCUGAAGACCAAAGGUUUUUCUCGGCCAUUCAACUUGAUAUGGGAGAUCAAAUAACAAAUGUGCUUUGGGCAGAUUCAAGAUCAAAGAUUGAUUAUGAACACUUUGGCGACAUUCUGUGUCUCGAUGUGACAUAUAAGCCAAAUGGAUAUGAUAGGCCAUUUGUACAAUUCCUUGGGGUGAACCAUCACAUACAAACUGUCAUUUUUGGUGCAGCUUUUCUGUAUGCUGAUACAGUUGAAUCUUUAAAAUGGUUGUUUGAAACCUUUAAGGAGGCAAUGAAUGGAAAGGCACCUCAACUAAUUCUAACAGAUGAAGAUGCUGCCAUUGUCAAAGCAAUAGAAGAAACCUGGCCAAACACAACAUAUCGGCGCUGUGCUUGGCAUAUAUACGUGAAUGCGGUUAAGAACCUGAAUUAUGUUUUUCAGGCCACCCCGAGUUUUGCAAAUGAUUUUGGCAAAUGUAUCUAUGACUGUGAAGAUGAGGAUGAAUUUCUAACAGAAUGGCAAAGGAUGUUGACACAGUAUAAUCUCACCAGUAAUGCAUGGUUAUCCAAACUUUUUGAAGAUAGGAGAAAGUGGGGAUUGAUUUAUGGAAGGGACUCAUUCUCUGCUGACAUCAAAAGUGCCCUGAGAAGUGAGCACAUGCACCCCAUUUUGAAAACACACCUAAAUGCUGAGAAAGAUCUCCUUUCCUUUUUCAAGGUUUAUGAGAGGCUAGUUGAAGAUCGACGCUACAAUGAGCUACAAGCUGAUGUCCAUGCUAGUCAGUCAAUGCUAGAAGUUCCUCUUUCACGAUUGCUGAAACAAGUAGCAUCAAUUUAUACCCCAAAGGUAUAUGAGAUGUUUGUGAAGGAGUUCAAGUUAUAUGUGGAUUGUGUCAUAGAGAAUUGUGGGAAUGAUGGAAACCAUUAUGAAGUUACUAAUCUGGAGAAACAAAGUAAAAGUUAUGUUAGGUAUGAUUCGACAGAAGAUGCACUUAAAUGUAGUUGCAAGAAGUUUGAAGCCAUUGGUAUACUUUGCUCCCAUGCUAUGAAAGUUCUUGAUUUUAAGAACAUCAAGGAAAUUCCUCAAAAGUACAUCUUGAAGAGAUGGAGAAAAGAUGUGAAGGAUGGGCUAUCAAUCAGCAGAUAUGAUGGAUCAAACGAAAUAGAUCCUACCAUUGCAAUUGCAAACCGUUACGCCUCUCUUGGACAUGCUUAUUUGCACAUUGUUGCUAAGGGCUCAAAGUGCCAAGAAGCAUAUGACAUUGCCAUUGAAGAAGCACAAAAGAUUUCCAACAAGGUGAAUUUUGCUUUGCAAAAUAGAUCCCUUGAGAUGAGCUCACCACAAUCCUCAGAUGAUCAACUUCAGGAACUGAUGGUAGAUGCUAUUUGCCCAAAUAAGGAAGACGGAAAGCUGAGAAAUCAAGGGACAAAUUUCUACAAGAACCCCAAUAAACAACAUAGGCGUCGAAAGGUUCUGAUAGCAGAAGAAAGGAUAACGAGGAAAAGAGAAAGAAAAGGGCAAUCUGAUGAUGUAUUAGCUGGUUCAGGGACAAGUCCACCAGUAAGGAUUCAGCCACAUUUGACAGUGUCUAACAAUCAGUAUGAUCCUUGGCCUUCUUUUAGAUGUCUGUCAUUGCAGUAUCCUUCAACUGGUCAGGAAUCUUUGAUUUCCAAUCCGUCGCAGCCGCCAUUUGGUAUUAUCAAUCAGCUGAACCAGAACGAGCCCACCUGUAUCAUGUUUUCCCAGUCACCAGCUGCGAGUAGUUUUCCAGACGAACCGUCAGAGCAUUGAAAAUGCCGAACGACAUGUACAUAACGCCAGUAGGUUUCAAGAAAUCAUAGAGAUUUCCUAACUACCCCUCUUGUUUCUUAAAGAGGAGUGCUGCGACAGUUUGAUGCAGACAUCGCCUUUUUAUCGUGACUCACAGGCUUUUGUUGUAAGAUAAUAAUGUUCCGAUGAAGCUUCAGUGUCUAUUGUUCAGUGAACUCAUGGGACCAGCCUCUUCUUGUUUAUAGUAUUUUGAAUUCGUAUGAUGUGUAGACUUUUGAAGAUGUAGCUAGCCGAUGGAGUUAACCGAAUAUAAUCUUAUGCUUCAGUAUAACUUUGGUUGGCAAGGCAAAUUUGGCAUGAAUUUUUCAUGCUGUUUUUUGUUGUAUCAUGUUUGCAUUACUGGAGAUUAUUUGUGUAAUUUCUAAAAAUAAAUGAGAAAAAAAUGCUGAUUUA